GCGUGCUAAAUCCCGUGUAAAUGCAGCCGCCUCGUCGCGAGUGCAUCAGCAGCUGAAGGAGGCUCGCGCAUGUGCUUGGUUUUAUUCGUUGGUAGGAAGCCUCGGCGCUGGCUUACCCCUUUCUUUAAUCGGCUCGUCGGCUUGUUUGUUGCCAUUGUUAUUAGCGAUUGUGCGAGGCUAUCGGUUGGCCGAUAUGACACUGGAGCAUAGCGAGGCGGGUGCCUCGACCGCGCGAUUUAACAGCCGGAGGCUUCGAGCUUUCGAGCCUUUUUGGCUUCUCGCUCUUGUAUUGCUACUCUGCGCAAUUUGCAACGUGCCCGGCGUCAAAGGAAGCGGCGAGGCGUGGCUGAAGAGCGAGAAGCACGCCGAGUUUGGUACGGAAAUCCAGCUGCCGUGCAUUCUGAAAUUGCCGCAGUGCAUAGGGCUACACAGUAUAAAGUGGUAUCAGGGUAAUGAGAGGAUCUUCGUUUACAGCGCCGAGGGAGAAAUGAUGCUCGCUAGUGACGAAGUCGCGUCGAGAAUGAGCAUGAUUGUCCCAAAAAACAAUAUGACCAAGUCUUAUUUGAAAAUUUCAAAUUUAACUUUGGACGAUGAAUCUUUAUAUAAGUGUGAAGUAACAUAUCUGGCUGUCAAUCGUGAAUGCAACAAUGUUCAGCAUAUAACACUGAAUGUGACAGAAUCUUACUUAUAG
This is a messenger RNA of Ceratosolen solmsi marchali, 691 nucleotides long. RefSeq lists its product as uncharacterized. The coding region runs from base 194 to 691 and encodes 165 amino acids. Lineage: Eukaryota; Metazoa; Arthropoda; Insecta; Hymenoptera; Agaonidae. The transcript has 4 exons. The record is from RefSeq and is a predicted model, not a curated record.